CACCCCCGUGUUUCAACCGACGGACCGGGGCGAUUCAAACCAGACACGCCGGCCGGCCUUGUCCACAGAAAGUUCAGAGAGUCGCAGGUUUCGGAUGCUUCAGCAAGUCUUCUCAUAACUUCGACACAUUUUCUUCUUUCUGACCAUGUCUGGGAAAAUCAAGAGCCGAAGUGCUGCUAAUGCAGACGCGAUCUCAGGCGGUGUGUCCUGUGAUGAGCGCAUCUUACGGGACUGUCACCAGCUGUACACGGAGCCGGACAGUGGGUUGAUCACAGUCGCUGAAUCUGUUGGUGUGAAGCUUCUGCCGCCCAGGAAGAAGAUCACAGUGAUGCUGAUGGGAAACCACUCUGCUGGGAAAAGCUCCUUUAUCAACUGGUACGUUGAGGAGCACAUCCAGCGUACUGGAGUGGCCAUUGAGACCCAGGGCUUCAACUUUGUGACAAAUGGCCGCAAGAGAGAAUCUCUCACAGGAAAUGCCACCCUGCAUCUGUAUCCACACUUCAAGCCUCUGCAGGAGUUCAAAGGUGUUUCAGAGUACCUGAGCACAGAGAUCUGCACGUCCAGACAGAAACGUUUCAGUCUGGUGACGUUUGUGGAUUCCCCGGGGUUGGUGGACGGUGAUAUGAAGUAUCCUUUCGAUGUGGACCAGGUCCUCUUGUGGCUGGGGGAUCUCUGUGACCUGAUUCUGGUCUUCUUUGACCCCAUGGGUCAGGCUCUGUGUAAACGAACCCUCAACAUCGUGGAGAGCCUGAACGAGAAACACGGGGAUCGGCUGAGAUUUUACCUGAGCAAGGCUGACGAGGCCGGAGGAGAGUCUGACAGACAGAGAGUGAUGAUGCAGAUCGUUCAGGAGCUCUGUAAGCGGCCUGGUCUCAACAAAUGUGGUUUUGACAUGCCGACCAUCUACGUCCCAAAUCCCAACAAGCCGAGUCGCUGUGUGAACCAGAUCGAGGAGGUUUGUCGCACCAUUGAGAAAACCAUCAACCAGACGGUCCAGAACACGCUCAACUCUCUGGAGAAGGACUGCGAGAUCAUCAGUGAGGCCAUCACCGACACAAUCUUGAAUGACAGACAGACGAGUACUAGAAACCGGCGUGCGCGCUGUAAAGGUUGCCUCCUUACCCUGCUGGGCUUCAGCGUGCCUAUGGCGCUGAUGGCCUUGCUGGUGCUCGGCACACUGUCACAGGAGCUGCUGGAGAUGGGGCUGGGCCGUCAGGGCACAGAGGCGCUCUCCGUCUACCUGAAUCCAGUAGUGAAAGUGUUGGACUCGCUCUCUGUGGAGCAGCAGCUGUACAGCUGUGCUGGACUCGUCCUGUUCUCCUUCCUCCUUCUCCUCAUCGCGCGCUUCUCCUUCAGAACUCAAUCAACCCUGUCCGGCAAACAGAAGAGGCAGCUGCAGGAGAAGCUGGAGUACGUCCAGGAGGUGGUCAAGACUAAAAAGAAGAAGCUGUACGAGGAUUAUCUCCGUCAGAGCGUCAGCGAUCAGGACAUGGACCUGUGAAGACCGAGACAUACAGAGCCAGCUCCCAGCACUUCCAUCAGAAACAGUUCUACGCUGCCCUCCGUAUGCUCAUAGCUGUGGUGCUUUAGGUACUGCAACACUUCUUACCCAUUGGUUUACCUCUGUAAAAACUCAAACACUUGUUACUUUGUUGUGAGUGUUUAUUUACAUGUUUACUCUGUGCCUCUGCUCCACCCUGAGUGAUGCAGGAUGAAACCACUUUAAAUAUUUAAACUUUGCAAACUAUUUAUAAUAUCCGUGUAUCAGAGAAACUGUAUUUUGGUUAAACAGCACUGUUACAUGAGUCACUUUGUACAAGUCUUUGAAGACUUUACCAGCAUUUUCUACAGUUUAUCAUGAAGUCACACUCCGGAUUAAUAUCAUGAAUGUUUGUGUGUUGGUUUAUAUGUAGGAUGUUCCGUAAUGAACAUUUCUACUGUCACUGAAGGAAAUAACCAGGAAUCAACCUUUGUACCUGUCACCAGUCCAGUUUUUGUACUCUCCUGCUCUACGUCGUGACCAUGUUUUAAUGAAAAUGGACUCAAAUAAAGAUAUUAAAAAAAAGUUUGAGACAUGA
Molecule: messenger RNA, 2078 nt
Organism: Notolabrus celidotus (New Zealand spotty)
Lineage: Eukaryota; Metazoa; Chordata; Actinopteri; Labriformes; Labridae
Exons: 12
Coding region: 146-1501 (451 amino acids)
Molecular function (GO): GTPase activity
Source: RefSeq, a predicted model, not a curated record